Messenger RNA from Drosophila obscura, 1274 nucleotides. RefSeq names its product actin-related protein 1 (gene Arp1). The coding region runs from base 83 to 1213 and encodes 376 amino acids. The transcript is spliced from 5 exons. Lineage: Eukaryota; Metazoa; Arthropoda; Insecta; Diptera; Drosophilidae. The record is from RefSeq and is a predicted model, not a curated record.
CGGUUUUUACUGUCACAACGGUCACACUAAACGCUAUUUAUUAAAAAAAUUUGCAAAUUUAAAAAAACGCAAAACGCACAAAAUGGAGCCUUAUGAUGUCGUUGUAAACCAGCCCGUCGUCAUAGAUAACGGCUCCGGUGUUAUCAAAGCCGGCUUUGCUGGUGAGCACAUUCCAAAAUGCAGGUUUCCCAAUUACAUUGGCAGACCCAAGCAUAUUCGGGUAAUGGCUGGUGCCCUGGAGGGCGACAUAUUUGUUGGUCCGAAGGCGGAGGAGCAUCGCGGUCUGCUCAGCAUACGGUAUCCCAUGGAGCACGGCAUUGUGACGGACUGGAACGAUAUGGAGCGAAUAUGGAGUUACAUUUAUAGCAAAGAACAACUAGCCACCUUCACGGAAGAUCAUCCGGUACUGCUCACAGAGGCUCCACUAAAUCCACGCCGCAAUCGUGAAAAGACUGCCGAAUUCUUCUUUGAAAGCAUCAAUGCACCUGCGCUGUUUGUGUCAAUGCAGGCAGUCCUCAGUCUGUAUGCCACUGGAAGGGUAACUGGCGUGGUGCUGGACUCAGGUGACGGUGUGACGCAUGCGGUUCCCAUCUACGAGGGAUUCGCCAUGCCUCACAGUAUUAUGCGUGUGGACAUUGCCGGUCGCGAUGUGACGCGGUACCUGAAGACACUCUUACGCCGGGAGGGCUUCAACUUUCGGUCAACCGCCGAGUUUGAGAUUGUGCGCUCGAUCAAGGAGAAGGUCUGCUACUUGGCCACCAAUCCCCAGAAGGAAGAAACUGUGGAGACGGAAAAGUUUGCAUACAAACUACCCGACGGCAAGACUUUCGAGAUCGGACCGGCACGUUUCCGGGCCCCGGAGGUGCUCUUCCGCCCGGACCUGCUGGGCGAAGAGUGCGAGGGCAUACACGACGUUCUAAUGUACUCCAUUGAAAAGUCGGAUAUGGAUCUCAGGAAAAUGCUCUACCAGAACAUUGUCCUCUCGGGUGGCUCAACUCUGUUCAAGGGAUUCGGCGAUCGGCUACUAUCCGAGCUGAGAAAGCAUUCAGCCAAGGAUCUUAAGAUCAGGAUUGCCGCGCCACAAGAGCGACUGUACUCCACAUGGAUGGGCGGCUCGAUUCUGGCAUCGCUUGACACCUUCAAGAAAAUGUGGAUAUCGAAGCGGGAAUACGAGGAAGAGGGCCACCGGGCCGUGCAUAGAAAGACUUUUUAGCGUGUUUAUUGACUUAAACGCAGUGUGUGAAAGGCUUUUUAAAAUCUAUAUCAAACAUCAA